This is a messenger RNA of Prorocentrum cordatum, 2139 nucleotides long. The record is from the annotation of a GenBank genome assembly. Lineage: Eukaryota; Dinophyceae; Prorocentrales; Prorocentraceae.
AGCCUGCGCCGGCCCGCCCGCCGCGCGCCGCCGGGGAGGCCGCGCGCGCUCGCGCUCGUGCAUGCCGCACGCCCGCCCGCCGGGUCGCGGCGCCGGCGGGGGCCUGGCAGCGGCCUGCGGGAGCGGCGGUGCGCGCCGGGGCUCCCGGCCAGGGCGGCGCCCGCCGGGGCGGCCUGCGCGGUGCGCCCCGCGGCCUUGGCGGGUCCACCGCCCUGAAGGGUGGCGCGCCGACCCCGGUGCCGCGGCGACCAGCUAGCUGGGCGCCCCUUGGGGGAGCGGGGCGGCCGGCAUGGGCACCGCGUACGACGCCGCGACCGUGGACAGCAUCUGCAGGCGGCUUCGGGGCCUGGUGCAGGAGGCGUUCCAGAGGCACCUGUACACGACGGCUGUGUUCUAUGCCGACAAGCUGGUGUCCCUGAAGCACGAGCCCGAGGACCUCUACACCCUGGCGGAGUGCUACUACAAGAACGGGGAGCACCGCCGCGUGCUGCACCUGCUGAAGAAGCACGGCGAGGUCACCCGAGGCGACGCCCGCCUGAAGCUCUUGGCGGUGCAGAGCCUGAUGGAGGCCAAGGACUGGGACGAGUGCCUCAGAUACCUGGAGGACGUUGCGCCGGCCGACAGCCUGGCGAACUCCGACGGGAGGACGGGGUCCGUCUUCGCGUUGCUGCGAGGCAGGGUGUUCGAGGCGCUGGAGAACCUCGAGAGCGCGCUGGUCUGGUACGAGCGGGCGGUGCAGCUCGACCCCUACUGCCACGAGGCGCUGGACAGGCUGGUAGGCAGCCACCUGCUGACGCACGACAGGGAGGUGGCACUGGUCAGCGGCCUGAGCCUGCACGCAGAGGACGAGUGGCUGCGCCACUUGUACGCGGCGAAGCUGCUCGCCGCGAGAAGCGGAGCUGGGCCAGACCUGCCGAUCUCUGCCAGCGACGACGCGGCUUCGCUGCAGGAGCAUCGAGCCCCCGGCGGCCUCGCGCCGGAGCAGGCAGCCUCGGCCCUCCUCGGCGCCGCGGCCGCGGAGAGAGGGUGCCGUGCAGGGGGUCCGGCUCCGCAGCGGCCUCUGCAGGACGAGUACCCGGUUCCUCGGCUGCCACCCGGGCUGGCGCGCAACGGGGACGUCCUGGCUGCCAUCGCGGCGAGGCACUUCUGCGAGGGGCUCUACCAGUCGUGCUACCAAGUGUCCAAGGGCGUCCUGGAGGAGGACCCCUAUCAUUUGAAGGUGAUGCCGGCACACGUGGCUUCGCUGGUCAUGCUGGAGCAGAAGAGCUUAGUGUACUACGUGGCGCACAAGCUUGUGAACGCUUACCCGUCCUCUGCGGUAGCCUGGUUCGCAGCGGGGUGCUACAACUACAUGGUCAAGAAGUACGAGCCCGCCAGGCGCUUCUACCACAAGGCGCUCUCGCUCGACCACACCUUCGCCCCUGCUUGGGUGGCCUACGGCCAUGCCUUCGCAAGCCACGACGAGAGCGAUCAAGCUCUCGCUGCAUACCGGACGGCGAGCCGCCUCUUCCCUGGCUCGCACCUUCCAUGGAUCUUCAUCGGAAUGGAGUACGUUCGCACGAAUUCCCUGCAGCUGGCGCAGCAGUGCCUGGAGUGCGCACGCUCGCUCAUGCCGUCCGACCCCCUGAUCUACAACGAGCUUGGAGUUGUGGCCUUCCAGCGGAAAAACUACAAGCUAGCCUGUGACCUCCUCGCGCGGGCGCUGCAGUUGUCCAGCUUCCCCCAGGAGGCCACCUGUGCCAACCUGGGCCACGCGCUGCUGAAAUGCAGGCUGUACGGUCGUGCCCUGGAGGCGUUCCAGCAGGCCAACCGGCUCAACCCGCGGAGCGCUCCUGCGCUCACGGGCAUCGGCUUCUCUCUCCAGCUGUUGGAGAGACCGGAAGAGGCCAUUGAGUACUACCACCGGGCGUUGGCGCUGCGCCGCGAUGACCCGGUUGCGGCAGAGAUGCUCGGCUAUGCAGCGCAGGAGGCUGCCGAAGCCGUGAGCUGGAACAUGGAGCUGUGAGGGCUGUGAGAGCUGUGAGGCUGUCCGCUGUGAGCGGAUUGGCAGUGCAGGUGCAGCUCUGCUCGGGGGGGGGCCGAUUCCUGGGCACUGUCGUGACGAAAAGGAGUGUCGGCCCUUCAAACAGUGACAGCUUC